Molecule: messenger RNA, 1994 nt
Organism: Acinonyx jubatus (cheetah)
Lineage: Eukaryota; Metazoa; Chordata; Mammalia; Carnivora; Felidae
Gene: LRRC19
Product: leucine rich repeat containing 19
Exons: 5
Coding region: 129-1238 (369 amino acids)
Biological process (GO): positive regulation of non-canonical NF-kappaB signal transduction; interleukin-8 production
Cellular component (GO): plasma membrane
Molecular function (GO): protein binding; signaling receptor activity
Source: RefSeq, a predicted model, not a curated record
GGUACAAAGGUUAAAACAUAAGUGAAAUGUAAUCAUAUGACAUACUUUUUUUUAAUGGUGUAGAAGAAACAGUAGACUCCUUAGCACACGAAUCUCAGAGACAAAAGAAAAAAGUAAAGGUUUGCAAUAUGAAAACUACAUGCAUCACAAUCUUGUUUUGGCCCCUCUCCAUGCUAUUGUUAUCAGACGACAGCCAGUCUUCUAGAACAGAAGUCAAAUAUAAUUUCACUGAAAUGAAUUAUUCGUUAAUUCCAGUGGAUAUCAAUAAAAACAUUACUAUACUUGAUCUCAGUUAUAACCAAAUUUCUCUGAAUGUUACAGACACAAGGGUUCUACAGACCUAUUUUUUACUCACUGAACUCUAUUUGAUUGAGAACAAUAUCAUUAUGUUAUAUAAUAACAGCUUUGGUAACCUCUCCAACCUAGAAAUUUUAAAUAUGUGUACAAACUCCAUCCACAUAAUUCAACAGGGUGCGUUCAUAGGCUUAAAUAAACUAAAACAGUUACAUCUCUGUCAAAACAAAAUAUUUCAACUGAAUCCUGAUAUAUUUGUGCCUCUAAAAAACCUAACACUUCUGAAUCUGCAAGGCAAUUUGAUAAGCUAUUUUGAUGUACCACGAAUGUUUCAUCUGGAAUUAAUAAUUUUAUAUGGAAAUCCAUGGAACUGCUCUUGUAGUCUACUGAAUUUGCAGAAAUGGUUGAACACCUCAAAUGUGACACUAGAAAAUGAGAACAUCACCACAUGUGCCUACCCAGAUAUCCUGAAACGCUAUAGUAUCACAACUGUACCAUACAAUGCUGAAUGCUACUCAAAAUUUUCUCCACCUAUAAAUGAAGAUCUUUAUAACCACUCUCAGUCCAUUAACAAUUCAACAUUUAACAGCUCUUUGAACAACUUAAAAAAUUCAGAACAUAAACUUCUUGGAAAAAGCUGGGCUUUUCUUCUCGGUGUGGUAGUCACUGUACUGAUGACUUCAUUCCUCAUUUUUAUUGCUAUCAAAUGCCCAAUAUGGUAUAAUUUUCUGCUUAGUUACAAUCAUCAUCGCCUGGAAGAGCAUGAAGCAGAAACCUAUGAAGAUGGUUUUACUGGAAAUUCAAGUUAUCUUUCACAGGCCUCACAUACAAACUCUGAAGAAACUACAGUAAUAUUUGAACAACUACAUUCAUUUGUAAUAGACGAUGAUGGGUUUAUUGAAGACAAAUAUAUAGAUACUCAUGAAUUACGUGAAGAAAAUUAAUUCUUUUCAAUGUUUGAUUCUUUAAAAAUGUUAUUGGCUCACUCACAGUUUAGACAUAGAGAUUAGGCAUGUGACAUACCAAACUGUGGCUAGUAAUACUUUCAUAUUAAUUACAACACAUGAAUAUCAUAAAAUCAUGUUUUUCUCAUUGGUACUGAGCAAGUAUGUGCAAAUAUAGUAAACGACAUUAUCCGGUAGCUAACAGUUACAACAGAAGCAUUACUUUUCUCAGCAGUAUUCAGGAGACCAUACAUCCUAAUAAGAAAAAGACCUAAAGUAAAUUAGUCAUUAAUUAAAAUGAAUUGAUUCUCAUAUUAGCCCAGAUAUUUGAUUCACUACAUAUUAAAUUAUAUUAACAUUUAUUGACUGGAGUAAGUGAAAAAUAAAGGUUUUGGAUAUGAGAAGUCAAAGUGAAGAAGCUUAAAUAUACAACAGACUAAGACUGAUUUUAUGCUCAUAGAAUGAAUUCAUGGAAUUGGAAAAUAUUUUUUCAAUGCUUCCAGAAUUAGCACAAUAAAUUUCCUGAAAAUUUAGUACUAACUUAAAGCCCAGGCACAAUGUCCAAGCACAAUCCCUAACAAGUUACUACUGAUUUCCAAAAAAAAAAAAAAGUACCGAUUUUGUCUAUAAAGAAAGACCAUCACCAUAAUGCAUGGUCGUCACAAAUGAACAGUAUGGUGGCUUCCAAAGUGGCUAUCACAAGUAUCUGUGAAUCCUGUUUUUAAAAAUCUAUUUUUUUCCCUCUUAGGAGAACUC